Molecule: messenger RNA, 3638 nt
Organism: Ziziphus jujuba (common jujube)
Lineage: Eukaryota; Viridiplantae; Streptophyta; Magnoliopsida; Rosales; Rhamnaceae
Product: ribonuclease TUDOR 1
Exons: 18
Coding region: 406-3384 (992 amino acids)
Biological process (GO): mRNA catabolic process; regulatory ncRNA-mediated gene silencing
Cellular component (GO): cytosol; nucleus; RISC complex
Molecular function (GO): RNA binding; nuclease activity
Source: RefSeq, a predicted model, not a curated record
AUUUUACCCGAAAAGGGAGGGUUGGUUGAUUUACCGCUCUCUACCUCCCCUACCCCCUUCGGUUUAUCUCGUUUAUAUACUCUCUCUCUCUUCUUUGCCAAAUUUUCUCUCUCUACAUGUAUUUAUAGUUCAUUAUCUCUCUCUUUCUCUCUCUAUGUUUAUCUGAUCCGCCGCAUAAGCCUAAGGUCUAAUACACAAAACUUUUGCUGCUGAGCGAUCUGGGAACCAAAUUCAUCGUCUCCCUCGCGAUCUGCUCCAUUGGAGUGACAGAGCAGGGACGCUUCCACCCCUUCUCUGCGCUGAUUCUUGAUCCAGAUGAUAAUCCAGUCUAGUUAUCGCGAUCUCCGUCCAAUUUUCCAAUUUUGAUAAUAUGUUAGAUCUUUGUACCUCAAAGAAGCUGUUGAGAUGGCAUCAUCAGCAGCUGGGGCCACAGGAUGGUACAGAGGAAGGGUGAAAUCUGUUUCUUCAGGGGACUGCUUGGUGAUUACCGCUAUGGCGGCUAACAAACCAGGACCCCCACCUGAAAAGACCAUUACCUUAUCAUCUCUUAUUGCUCCUAGAUUGGCCAGGAGAGGUGGAAGUGAUGAGCCUUUUGCAUGGGAAAGCAGAGAGUAUCUGCGAAAGCUCUGUAUUGGAAAGGAGGUCUCUUUUAGAGUGGAAUACACAGUACCAUCUAUCGGGCGUGAAUUUGGAUCUGUUUUUCUCGGUGAUAAAAAUGUUGCAAUUCUAGUUGUUUCUGAAGGAUGGGCAAAGGUCAGAGAGCCGGGCCAGCAGAAAGGAGAAGCAAGUCCUUUCCUCGCUGAACUACUACGUCUUGAAGAGCAAGCUAAGCAACAGGGUCUCGGUCGCUGGAGCAAGGUUCCUGGUGCUGCUGAGGCAUCGAUUAGGAAUCUACCUCCCUCUGCCAUUGGUGAUCCUAGCAAUUUGGAUGCCAUGAGUCUAUUGGCCGCAAACAAAGGCAGGCCAAUGGAAGGUAUUGUUGAGCAGGUUCGUGAUGGAAGCACUGUUCGGGUAUAUCUGCUUCCAGAGUUUCAAUUCGUCCAAGUCUUUGUUGCUGGAAUCCAGGCUCCAUCAAUGGGAAGAAGGGCUUCAUCAGAAACUACUGUUGAAAUUGAAAUUCCAUCUGAUGACCAAAAUGGAGAUGUUUCUUCUGAACCUAGAGCCCCUCUAACUUCUGCUCAAAGAGUUGCAGCUUCAACGCCCUCAUCUGUUGAAGUUUCUGCUGAUCCAUUUGCAGCGGAAGCAAAAUAUUUUACUGAGAUUCGUGUGUUGAAUCGAGAUGUACGUAUUGUCCUUGAAGGGGUUGACAAGUUCAGUAAUUUGAUUGGCUCAGUAUAUUAUCCUGAUGGGGAAUCAGCAAAAGAUCUGGCACUGGAACUUGUGGAAAAUGGUUAUGCAAAAUAUGUUGAAUGGAGUGCAAAUAUGAUGGAAGAAGAAGCCAAGAGGCGGCUGAAAGCUGCUGAACUUCAAGCCAAGAAAACCAGGUUGAAGAUUUGGACAAACUAUGUACCCCCAGCUACAAAUUCAAAGGCCAUCCAUGACCAGAAUUUCACGGGAAAGGUGGUGGAGGUUGUUAGUGGGGACUGCAUCAUUGUGGCUGAUGAUGCUAUCCCAUUUGGCAGUCCAUUAGCUGAGCGGCGAGUCAAUCUUUCAAGUAUCAGGUGUCCAAAAAUAGGCAAUCCUCGUAGAGAUGAGAAGCCUGCUCCCUAUGCCCGUGAAGCAAAAGAAUUCUUGAGAACACGCCUUAUUGGAAGACAGGUAAAUGUUCAAAUGGAAUAUUCUAGGAAGGUGGGCACGGCAGAUGUUCCUGCAGCUGCAUCUGGAUCUGCAGAUUCCAGAAUAAUGGAUUUUGGAUCAGUCUUCCUAUUAUCUCCUAUUAAGGGUGAAAGUGAUGAUGCAGCUCCUGCUUCAUCUACUCCUGGCAGCCAGCAGGCUGGAGUGAAUAUUGCUGAGCUGGUGAUUGCACGGGGCUUUGGCACUGUUAUUAGGCAUCGAGAUUUUGAGGAGAGAUCAAAUUAUUAUGAUGCCCUACUUGCAGCAGAAUCACGUGCUGUUGCUGGGAAGAAGGGAAUCCAUUCUGCCAGGGAUCCUCCAGUGAUGCAUAUAACAGACCUGCUUACGGCAUCAGCCAAGAAAGCAAAAGAUUUCUUGCCAUUCCUGCAUCGGAGUCGGAAGAUUCCUGCUGUCGUGGAAUAUGUCCUCAGUGGGCAUCGCUUUAAACUAUUAAUUCCCAAGGAAACAUGCAGCAUUGCCUUCUCUUUCUCUGGUGUCAGAUGUCCUGGUCGUGAUGAGCCAUAUUCAGAUGAAGCAAUUGCACUAAUGAGGCGAAAGAUAAUGCAGAGAGAUGUUGAGAUUGAAGUGGAAACUGUUGAUAGAACUGGAACUUUCUUGGGAUCUUUAUGGGAGUCGAAGCACAAUGUUGCAAUUACACUCCUUGAAGCUGGCCUGGCCAAACUUCAAACUUCCUUUGGCAGUGACAGGAUUCCUGAUGCCCACCUUCUUGAACAAGCUGAGCAAUCUGCCAAAAAACAGAAACUUAAAAUCUGGGAAAAUUAUGUUGAAGGAGAGGAAGUACCAGCUGGUCCAGCUGCUGAAAGUAAACAGAAAGAAGUGCUAAAGGUAGUUGUUACCGAAGUUUUGGGUGGUGGUAAGUUUUAUGUUCAGACGGUUGGGGAUCAGAAAAUUGCCUCUAUUCAGCAACAGCUUGCUUCUUUGAAUCUUCAAGAAGCUCCUGUCAUUGGAGCUUUUAAUCCUAAGAAGGGUGACAUUGUCCUUGCUCAGUUUAGUGCAGAUAAUUCCUGGAACCGAGCAAUGAUUGUCAAUGUACCUCGAGGAGCUGUAGAAUCCCCUAAAGACAAGUUUGAAGUAUUCUACAUUGAUUAUGGAAAUCAAGAGGUUGUUCCCUACAGUCAGAUACGGCCCUUAGACCCUUCUGUGUCGUCUGCACCUGGUCUUGCUCAGCUUUGCAGCCUUGCAUACUUAAAGGUUCCAGGUUUGGAGGAUGAUUUUGGUCAAGAAGCAGCUGAGUUUUUGAGUGAGCACACUUUAAACAGUGCAAAAGAGUUCCGUGCCAAGGUUGAGGACAGGGAUGUCUCAGGUGGAAAGGUUAAAGGUCAGGGAACUGGGACAGUCCUUAUUGUAACUCUUGUUGCUGUGGAUGCUGAGAUUAGCAUAAAUGCUGCCAUGCUUCAGGAAGGACUUGCUAGGUUAGAAAAAAGAAAGAGAUGGGACACCAAGGACAGAAACUUAGCCCUUGAUAACUUGGAGAAGUUCCAGGAUGAAGCAAGGACUGACAGAAGGGGGAUGUGGCGCUACGGAGAUAUCCAGUCUGAUGAUGAGGAGUCGGCUCCUCCGGCCAGAAAGGCUGGUGCUGGGCGCCGAUGAUUUUAAAGUUAGUGACUUUGUGAGGUAAAUUAAGUCGGAAACAACAGAGUGUGGCUUAAGAUGAAUUUAAGUUAUAGGCUUUAAUUAUUCGCUUUUAGAGCAAGAGGGGAAAAAAAAAAAAAAAAAAAAAAAAAAAAAAAAAAGACGGAAAAUGUUGCAGUAUAGACUUGCUUGAAGUUUUGUUUUUGUUGCAAAUUGUCAUGAUAGGUGGGAACCAUUUUUUUCUCAUUUCUUAAUAAAGGUGAACUUAAAUC